AUGUCGGCCUCAAGAUCGCUCUCACGAAGCCUUGCGAGGCUGUCGCAAGCGGGAUGCCGUCGAGCUCCCUCCACGAGCGCGCCGUAUAGAGGCUUGACCGCCUUACCGGGCCCUUUCCUCCGAUCCGCACCUACAUCGCGAGCUCUUCAAUCUCUCCAAUUGUCCCCGAGUCGUCGCGCAUUCUCUACAACACCCCAGCGGCGGCAUGGCCAUGUCACCCCACCAAAGCCCGGUGAAGAGCUCUGGGUCACAUUCAUCGAUAAAGAAGGCGAGGAGCACAAAUUCGCCGUUUCGGCGGGCGACAACCUGCUCGACAUUGCCCAGGCCAACGACCUGGAGAUGGAAGGUGCCUGCGGAGGAUCAUGCGCAUGCUCGACUUGCCAUGUCAUCGUAGAGGGAGAAGACCACUUUGACAAGAUGCCUGAGCCCGAAGAUGACGAGAACGAUAUGCUGGACCUCGCUUUUGGCCUGACCGAGACCAGCCGUCUGGGCUGCCAGGUUAUCAUGACCAAAGAGCUGGACGGCCUGGUGGUGAGGCUGCCUUCUAUGACGAGAAACAUGCAAGCGAGCGACUUUCAAUGA
Trichoderma aggressivum f. europaeum is the source of this 582-nucleotide messenger RNA. RefSeq lists its product as uncharacterized. Bases 1 to 582 code for a protein of 193 amino acids. The transcript is spliced from 2 exons. Lineage: Eukaryota; Fungi; Ascomycota; Sordariomycetes; Hypocreales; Hypocreaceae. The record is from RefSeq and is a predicted model, not a curated record. Gene Ontology annotation, cellular component: mitochondrion. Gene Ontology annotation, biological process: positive regulation of oxidoreductase activity; P450-containing electron transport chain. Gene Ontology annotation, molecular function: 2 iron, 2 sulfur cluster binding.